Saprolegnia diclina VS20 is the source of this 893-nucleotide messenger RNA. RefSeq lists its product as hypothetical. Gene Ontology annotation, cellular component: endosome; trans-Golgi network. The transcript is spliced from 3 exons. The record is from RefSeq and is a predicted model, not a curated record. NCBI's taxonomy places the organism in Eukaryota, Oomycota, Saprolegniomycetes, Saprolegniales, Saprolegniaceae. Bases 13 to 831 code for a protein of 272 amino acids. Gene Ontology annotation, biological process: retrograde transport, endosome to Golgi; phospholipid translocation.
CAGUCUCAAAACAUGAAUUCGAAGGCGAAUACCACCGCCAUGGAGACCGUCGCGGACAUCGGCAUCGUCGGCGGCGGCGUCCUCCCGUAUGUGCCCCAGUACAUCUACAUGGCUCGGUACAGCGACACCUCGGGCUUUUCGUCGAUGGUGUGCUUGAUCUUACUGGCCGCCAACAUGACGCGCGUCUGCUUUUACGUGCGGUCGCCGUUUGAAGCGACGCUCCUCGUGCAGAGCGUCGUUAUGAUGGCCGCGCAGCUCCUCAUGCUCGAGCUCGUCGUCCGCAAAGGCCGACGACCCACGACGGACCCGCCGCUUCGUCUCGUCCACUGGAGCCGCCAUGCGUUUUGGAAAUGGAGCUACUUUUCCGACUACCUCGGUGCGCUCAGUCUCUUGACGUGUCUGGCGUACGUCCUGUUUGUGUCGCUCUUCCCGAGCAGCGACGAGUACACGCAGCUCGUCGGCAUCGUCGCACUCGGCACCGAGGCGUGUCUCGGCCUCCCCCAAGUCCACAAAAACCACAAGCGCCGGUCCACAGACGGCGUCAGCUACACGAUGGUCGUGGGGUGGGCAUUUGGCGACGUCUUCAAGACCAUGUACGCCCUCCACACGUCCAGUCCGCUGCAGUUUGUGCUCUGCGGCGCGACCCAGACGCUCGUCGACGGCGUCUUGGUGCUGCAGAUACUCUGCUUUGCCCGGCAUGCCCGCUUUCGCCUUAACGACGUUGCGUAUGCGCCGAUCAAGGGCCUUGCCAAGGAAGAGACGCUCCAAGACAAGGGCACCGAGAGCUCGAGCACCGGGCGCCGACAGAGCACGACGAUCACACCGCUGUAACAAGCUCUUCAUUAACAUUAGAUAUCCUUCCACGAGGUGCCCGUGGUCGUCGUUGUGUCUAU